Molecule: messenger RNA, 713 nt
Organism: Eubalaena glacialis (North Atlantic right whale)
Lineage: Eukaryota; Metazoa; Chordata; Mammalia; Artiodactyla; Balaenidae
Gene: MRPL30
Product: mitochondrial ribosomal protein L30
Exons: 6
Coding region: 138-623 (161 amino acids)
Biological process (GO): translation
Cellular component (GO): mitochondrion; large ribosomal subunit
Molecular function (GO): structural constituent of ribosome
Source: RefSeq, a predicted model, not a curated record
GAUGUGUGCACUGUGACGGCCGGGUUUGAGUGUGGCACUCUGGGUCCUUUCUCUGCUCCGGUUCCCCCGAGUGGUGAGCUUCAGGCUGAAAGACAUUUCGGAAAUUGCCGCCCCUAAGGAGAACAGUCACCACACUCAUGGCAGGGAUUUUGCGCUCAAUAGUUCAGAGGCCCCCAGGCAGACUACAAAUGUUGACAAAAGGUGUGGAGCCCCUUGUUUGUACAGAUUGGAUUCGUCACAAAUUUACGAAGUCAAGAAUUCCAGAUAAAGUUUUCCAGCCUUCACCUGAAGAUCAUGAAAAAUAUGGUGGGGAUCCACAGCAACCUCAUAAACUGCAUAUUGUUACCAGAAUAAAAAGUACAAAAAGACGUCCAUAUUGGGAGAAAGAUAUAAUAAAGAUGCUUGGGUUACAAAAAGCACAUACUCCUCAAGUUCACAAGAAUAUCCCUUCAGUGAAUGCAAAACUGAAAGUGGUUAAACAUUUGAUAAGAAUCAAGCCCCUGAAGCUGCCACAAGGUCUCCCAACAGAGGAGGACAUGUCCAACACAUGCCUCAAGAGCACUGGAGAGCUGGUGGUGGGGUGGCUUCAGAACCCCACAGACCAGGAAGUGAAUAAGUCCUGAUGGCCUCGCAGCUUCAGAGUAAAAAGUGCAAGUCAUUUCUAUUUAAAGAUGGUGAGAAAGUGUUCUCAUUAAAAUAUGUUUUAAAUUCUA